Molecule: messenger RNA, 2354 nt
Organism: Anthonomus grandis grandis
Lineage: Eukaryota; Metazoa; Arthropoda; Insecta; Coleoptera; Curculionidae
Gene: Rilpl
Product: RILP-like protein homolog
Biological process (GO): cilium assembly
Cellular component (GO): cytoplasm; ciliary basal body
Molecular function (GO): protein dimerization activity
Source: RefSeq, a predicted model, not a curated record
GUAUUUGAACUACAGUCAGCUGAUCUGUCAACCCAGUGUCACCUCUCAAAAUCGAUAAAAAUACAGGAUGACUCGUUUAUAAACUUUGUGGGGUUUUGAAAUUGAGUUGCGAAGAAUUUCGGGUGGUUUUCAUCUAGAUUUAAAUGCCUCGAAUAGGAAAUUCAUCGCGAACCGAUAGAAUGGAGGACCUUAGCGACGUUUCCGGCGAUGUGACCGUUCUCGACGUAUACGAUAUUGCCUCCGAUAUUGGAAAGGAAUGCGAAAAAAUUAUCGACAGAUAUGGAGCUGACGCAGUUACCUCUCUUAUGCCAAAAGUCAUUAGCGCUCUGGAACUUUUGGAAAAUCUGGCAACAAGAAACGAGAGAGAAAACACCCUUUUAAAUGACCUUCAGCUGAAAAUAUCGCAACUUGAGAAUGACAAACUGGAAAAGGCAGAGUACAGACAGAAGUUUGAAAAGGAAUUAGAAACCAUAGAGGAACAGUGGCGUUCAGAAACGAAAGAUUUAGUUGAAAUGGUUUCUAAAUUGCAAGAAGAAAAUCGCAAAUUGGCCAAAAUUCAAAACCCCCAUACUUCACCCCUUACGACCCCGGAUGGGGUUAACGAUGAAGUUCUCAAGAAACUGCAAGAUACUUUGGAGAAGCAAAGAGAUGAACUGAGGGAGAAAGAAAAACUUUUGCAAGAGAAAUGCUUGGAUGCAGAAAAUUUAAAAUCUCAAAUUGAACGCCUCACCACUACCAGUAAGGAGCUAAGAAGAAAACACAAGUUUAUGCAGAACCAAGUCAGGACUCUCUGGGAUGAAAAAGCUGAUUUUUUGGUUCAAUUACAGGACCAGCAGAGGGAUGUGAACGCGUUGAGGCAAAGACUUGGCUUGGCCGAGAAAGAAAAUGAAGAUUUAGUUAAGAGUGAUCUGCCUUUUCCCGCAAACAAAGCGAUAUAUGACCUAGAUGACCCGAACAGGCCUAGAUUCACCACACAAGAGCUUAAAGACAUUUUACAUGAAAGAAAUGUGUUGAAGGCAAGAGUCAGCGACCUGGAGGAUGAGCUGGAAGUAUAUAGACCUAAAAAGAAAGCUGAUACAUUUAGUAGAUUUUUAAGUUUUGUUAAUUAUUCGUCAAGUGUUGAUGCUAGUUAUAAUGAUCUUCCUUCGCCUGUAGAAGAAGCACUGCCGUAUCCUAUAGAUGAAGACGCCCCGGUACAAGGGCCGUUACCAUAUGAACCAGACGAUGCCCCAUGGAAAAAAUCUUCCGAAUCCGGAAUUAAAAAAUUUUUUCGGAAACUAUUUCCCGAAAGCAGCGGCGGCGGCGGUUUUCCUAAGCGUAGUCUAUCCUCCCUCACGAAGAUGGCUCUGUCAUCGACUAGCGACCCAGUGCAGUGCUAAGGACAUACAAUUAUUGUUUUACGAUGUUAGUUUGACUAGUUUUGGACAUUUGUCUGGAUUUUUUUAAAAGAAAAUGCCAUUUAAGUUAUUUUAUAUUCAACUACGAAUGAAUAUUUUUCUGAAUGGGUAUCAAAAGUUUUCUUUAACAAACAGUUUUGGCAUUUAGUCUUUAAUUGCAAUUUUUAUCUUCUCUGAAAAAAGCUUUUUUACCCAAUAAUGUUACUUGGAUAGCUCAUUAGUAAGAUACUAAUAUUGUAAAAUCACUUUAAACAGUAUUGAAAAAAGUAUAUCUACCGAAACAAAUACAUAUUUCGUGUUCACGACUAUAUAAAAACAAUGUAUCGAAUAUGCAUAUAUAGAGAGUUGUUGUUAAUUAGCGUUAAAUUAAUGCUUUUAAAAAAAAUGACAUUGUGAUAGCUGUUAGCUUAGACGCACGACAACAGAUGUUAAAUUAAAUUUUGGCACGGCUGUUAAAUUAAAAUUUCGCAUUUUUUUACUGUGAUAUUUUUUCACGAAUCUCUUUUCUUCCAAAUUAGGUACAAAUUGGACAAUCCGUAUGUUGUGAAGCGCAUAAGUCUUUUCAAUCAACCAUAAAUUUACAAUAUUCUCUUCCCGAUCAUAUUUACAUGCUUUAAUCACUAGAACAAUUAAAAUGUUAGUAAUAUUAUUCUCCUCUUCCCUUUGAAGUAUCUGCCUCAAUUUUUUAUUAGUAAUACUCUGGUUGAUUUGACAUAGACCAAAUUCUAGUCAAGUAUCAAGUUCGUUUUUUUUAGAUUUAACCAUAUGAUAUAAGGGGAACAAUUUACGAAUAUCUUAGAUUAAUCACAUAAUAUAGGAAUGGUCACUAUUGAUUUGGUAUUGUUUGUAUUUAUGUAUCACUUUUAUUUAGUUUGCACUUGUCGGGUGUAUAAGGAACUGUGCCAAAAAUAAGUAAAAUGUAAUUCAGUUCUUAUAAAUAAACAAAAUAGAAAGCUG